This is a messenger RNA of Vombatus ursinus (common wombat), 3358 nucleotides long. It is a transcript of the gene AP3M1, whose product is annotated as adaptor related protein complex 3 subunit mu 1. The transcript is spliced from 9 exons. Gene Ontology annotation, cellular component: clathrin adaptor complex; cytoplasmic vesicle. The record is from RefSeq and is a predicted model, not a curated record. Gene Ontology annotation, biological process: intracellular protein transport; endocytosis. Bases 90 to 1346 code for a protein of 418 amino acids. Lineage: Eukaryota; Metazoa; Chordata; Mammalia; Diprotodontia; Vombatidae.
GCCACCGCCGCCGCAGCAGCUUCUGAGCCGGCGGCCUCCUUCCGGAACGGGUAGGGGGCUGAGCUCGGGCCGCCCGGCUCCUCGGGAACAUGAUCCACAGUCUGUUCCUCAUAAACUGUUCCGGGGACAUCUUCCUGGAAAAGCAUUGGAAGAGUGUUGUGAGCCAGUCUGUCUGUGACUAUUUCUUUGAAGCCCAGGAAAAAGCUGCUGAUGUUGAGAAUGUGCCACCUGUCAUCUCAACUCCUCACCACUACCUCAUCAGCAUCUACAGGGACAAACUUUUCUUUGUGUCCGUCAUACAAACAGAGGUGCCACCACUCUUCGUCAUUGAGUUUCUGCAUCGAGUCGCAGACACUUUUCAGGACUACUUUGGGGAGUGUUCAGAGGCUGCGAUUAAGGAUAACGUGGUCAUAGUAUAUGAACUCUUGGAAGAAAUGCUAGACAAUGGAUUUCCUCUGGCAACUGAAUCUAACAUCUUGAAAGAACUGAUUAAACCACCCACAAUUCUGCGCUCUGUUGUCAAUUCUAUUACAGGCAGUAGUAAUGUUGGGGACACACUUCCCACAGGACAGCUUUCCAACAUCCCAUGGCGUCGUGCAGGUGUGAAAUACACAAACAAUGAAGCUUACUUUGAUGUAAUUGAAGAAAUAGAUGCAAUUAUAGACAAAUCAGGUUCCACAGUCUUUGCAGAAAUUCAAGGGGUCAUUGAUGCUUGCAUUAAACUUUCUGGAAUGCCUGAUCUCUCCCUUUCCUUCAUGAACCCAAGGCUUCUUGAUGAUGUCAGCUUCCACCCCUGCAUUCGUUUCAAACGCUGGGAGUCAGAAAGAGUCCUGUCAUUUAUUCCUCCAGAUGGAAACUUCCGACUCAUUUCCUACCGUGUCAGCUCACAAAAUUUAGUGGCAAUUCCAGUGUAUGUGAAACAUAACAUCAGCUUUAAGGAGAACAGCUCUUGUGGCAGAUUUGACAUUACAAUUGGACCAAAGCAGAACAUGGGGAAAACCAUUGAAGGCAUCACAGUGACUGUUCACAUGCCCAAAGUCGUACUGAACAUGAACUUAACUGCUACACAAGGCAGCUAUACAUUUGAUCCCGUCACUAAGGUAUUAACAUGGGAUGUUGGCAAGAUUACCCCCCAGAAGCUCCCGAGUCUUAAAGGAUUGGUGAAUUUACAGUCUGGAGCCCCCAAACCCGAAGAAAAUCCAAGCCUCAACAUUCAGUUCAAGAUUCAGCAACUUGCUAUUUCAGGCUUGAAAGUAAAUCGCCUUGACAUGUAUGGAGAGAAAUAUAAGCCAUUUAAAGGAGUCAAAUACAUCACAAAAGCUGGAAAAUUCCAAGUGAGGACAUGAGAAGAGGCCAUAAAUCCCACAAGAUCAUUGUCUGUUUUCCAAGUGUCAUUACAAUCUGCUGCUUAGUGACUUAGGUUGCUGUUAGGUACCAAGUGGGUGGGAAAUACUCAUUAUUUACAGCAUUUGUAUAGAGCACCUUCUCUUAAAAAAAAAAAAAUGGUAGCUUAGUGGUUGGAAUAGAUUUCUUAAACAGCUUUAAGCUAAGGAACUCUUUUCUAAUGACUUAGCUUAUUUUUAACCUUGUCAUUGAGGAAUGUUUCUGAGCCAACAAGCAAACAACGCUUGUUUCCACAGCACAGAACAACGGUUGGAGGCUACACUCAGCAGCGCAAAGGCAGGCAGGCGUUCACCCUUGGACCUCCCUGCCUUCUGGUCCUGACCUUGGCGUGCGGGAGGCAUGAGAAUCCCAGGGCAGUAGCCAGACUGUGUUGUCACGUGAUAGCUGUAGCCAAAUGAUGUCCUCACUGAUCUUGAUCCUCCCCAAUCAGUCUCCUCCCUCCCCAAACAGUUUACAGCAGACUGCCUCUUCAAGUGUUUGCCUUACUCAGCUUUUCACUUGUGCCAUUAAGCAAGCAUGGUAGCAAAGGACCUUCCCAUACAACCCUGGUGGGGAGCACGACCGCUUCAUUUUCACAAUACUGGGUUUUGUAUUUUUAUAAAGGAACUUUUUAUGUAAAGCUCAGACUUUGAUUUACAGGGACCUUGCUGCAGUAAAUGCCACCUGAAUUAUGUAGCCCAUGAAUUAUGGGCUACAGAUUCAGCUCUUAGCACAGCAGAAAUCAUUUAUAUUAAAGGGGACAAAUGCUUUAGUGAGAAUCCAAGGGAACACUACUUAAAGCAAGCACAAAAUUUUGAGCUUCUGAGCAAACUUAAUAACUAAAAACUAAAUAGCAACAGAGAACUCAAAUCGUAAAGUUUGUCAUUCUGCAUAUUUCCUAAGUCUUAGCAGAACAGCCCUUUUGCCAGAGUUAACCUUGAAUGCCUCAUGUCCACCACAUCAAGUUCCUUCCUGAAAAUAUGGAAAUUGUCAAGGAAGAAGUUACACUUCUUUAUUCUAUUUAUUUAGCUUAUUUUGCUGAGAUUACAGUCUUUGUGCAAUAACAUACCUGGGUUGAUGGGGUUGACAUCCCAGACUGCUGAAGGCCACGUAGUUUUGUGCAACAACAAAGGUUUAAAGACCCAAACAUGUUUUAUUAAAUGUGAAGGAAGAGGAAGUUUUGGGCGCUGAGGUCUCCUUGCUUGUUUUUCACAUGUUGCUAGUCAAAUUACAUAUGAAUCGGGCCACACCUCACUUUGGAUUCUUUUGUCUCUCUGCCCCGUUUCCCUACUCUGUCAGCGGCAGUCUUAGCCCUUUUUAAUAGUACUUUUGUCACUCAGCCUCUCGGGAUAGGAGUUGACUCACACUGUUCAGCAACAUGCAGCUAUUUCCCCUUGUCUUCAAGGCCCUCUGGGGGCAAGUCUGUUCAUAUUACCAACCUGACUUUCAACCCAAAAGUAGGCAGAUAGCUAGAAAAGGGAAUGGCACAUAGAUGCUAGGUCAGACUGGACACAUCUUUAUAUUUCAUUUAAAUUUCUAGGGUGAUUACAAUACUGCCAAACCAUAAUUAUCUGCUUACUAUGUCUAAGAUUAUCUCAAUUCAGUUGCCUCUUCAAGCUUUUCUUUCCAGUGAUCCCUCAACCCUCUGCACUCUUUCUAUCCCUUGUCAGAGUCCCGUAAUUGGACUCCUAUCUGCCAUUGGAAUCCUUCAUUCCAACCAGUUUCCAUCUUCUGUAACUUGGAACUAGGCAUUUUUCUUCCUGUGAUGUCUCUUGCAUAGAAUGCCAUGGUAUGCAAGCAGUUUCCUUGCUUCCAGAAGUUUCUUCUGCCAGCCUUUUCCCUUGUGAACUCUUUUGCUUUAUUCAAUUACUGUAUUAUUUGGUAGAAUUAGAGAAAACUCUUCAGGUGGAGGAUCUGAUUCCUACGUAUCUCGCCAGUCCUGGCUGCACUAUUAAUAAAGAGAUGAAAGCAACGA